AUGCCAGCGAGUCGGAUUGAUUCACCUCCACUUGAGAAGAAGAACAAGUUGAAGCGAUCGAGAAACGAGUCUGACUUGAAUAAUGACGAGAGCAAGAAAAGAGGAAGACCUCGAUUAGAUACACAGGACGAAUCGAACGCUGAUAAACGAAGGUCGCAGAUCCGUCUGGCUCAAAGGGCCUACCGACAGCGAAAGGAGGAUACCAUUACUGAACUCCGUAAUCAAGUUGCAGAACUGCAGUCUACCAUUCAGUCGAUGAACCAAACUUUCAUCAACUUUUCCGAGAAAUGCUCUGCAACCAAUGCCCCACCUCCUAUGUUGGCAGAACUACAAAAUCUCGUUCAGAAGUACUCUGCUGGUCAGAGCCGAAUUGACUCGCUGAGUUUGAGUGGAUCUCCGGAGACUGGUCCUUUCGGGAUUGAAUCUACUGCAGGUUCGAGCUUCUGUGACAAGGAUGGUACGGACGCAAGCAGCAUCUCGCCUCGCACUGCAGUCAAGCAGACCACAUUCAGCCCGCUCACUACUCCCGUCGGCAUAACGGACCGCUCGGAGCACACUUCAAACAACCAAGUCUCAGUAUCCAUGCUACAGUCGCUUGGAAUUCCAGCUAGCUACAGCUCUUUUGAAAGGACGUUUGCUAGGAGGCUUCAUCGAGCGAGCUGUGAAUAUGCCUAUCGACUUGCUUGCGACCCCCCUCGAGCUCCCAUGCUCUUCAACAGCGUGUUCAGAUUGACCCUCAAAGCUGCUGGCAGCAUCGAUCGAGUCAAGUACAGUCUGCAGUCAACUUUGAGUCGAAGUACAAAAGAGCCGCUAUCCAACUGGGGCGUCACUUAUAUUCACGUCGGCGGUGCAGGCACCCAUUACCCCAGACCGCCCGAAGAAGGUGGUCUCAGUUACCAGUCGCCAAACUCGUGGGCUGUGACCACCGUCGGUCCGCAUAAGAUUGGUGGAUCUACUAUUGAAGAGGCUCUGACGGCAGAGAUGUUGCUGCGUGGAGUCAUGGGCAUGGAUGGCUCUUUUUACGAUGCAUAUGACGUCGAAGGUUACUUGGCUGAGAGAGGCAUAAAUCUGGAUCCUGCUGCAACAUACGCCCAGAUCGAGUUGCCUGACGAUGGCUCCUUCAGUCCGGGAUCUUCUGGGGCAUCAUCCCCUACGGACGUGGCUGCGUACGUGCAAAAUCUGAUAUCUUCAGCACCCGUCACUCGUCCAAACCACUCUCUAUGUUAUCCUGGUCUUCCAAAUCCAGGAUACAUGCGUCCACUUUCGGACAUGGUUCCUCACAGGAGGUCCCAUCCUGAGUCACAGCCGCAGUUUGUGCCGCAGAUUGAUGAGCGAAGAUCAACGGCUCCCCUUGUCGGCCAGCCGUAUGGAACUAUGCCUAUGACUGAUAGCAUGUACGCCUAUGUCUUGCAGCCAGUCAAAAAGGCUCGCCUCACUAUCGACGUUGGAAGAUUUAUCGAGGAAAUGACUCUGGCAGGUACAUGUUUGAUGCGAGCACCAGGGUACCGCCGCAAGGACAUCGAUGUUGCCUUGCGAAAAGCAGUAGUAUCAGCGCAUUAA
Aureobasidium namibiae CBS 147.97 is the source of this 1560-nucleotide messenger RNA. RefSeq lists its product as uncharacterized. Gene Ontology annotation, biological process: regulation of DNA-templated transcription. The transcript has 3 exons. Gene Ontology annotation, molecular function: DNA-binding transcription factor activity. The record is from RefSeq and is a predicted model, not a curated record. NCBI's taxonomy places the organism in Eukaryota, Fungi, Ascomycota, Dothideomycetes, Dothideales, Saccotheciaceae. Bases 1 to 1560 code for a protein of 519 amino acids.